UAGGCCACUCCAUUGUGUUACAUAAAUAGGUGUUUUUAAGGGGUCUAGAAGUCACUCAGAAGAGUGUUUUUCUUUGUUUUAUAGUUAAUUUGCUGUCUAAUGACUCAAGCGCGCCACCCCGUGUGUACUUGAUCCAAGCAACGCUGAGCUUCGGAUUACGUUACCAAAUGUAUCCGAACAAAUCAGCAGGAGCCAUUUUAUUCCCGUCAUGAAACUUCGAUCUCCACAAAAACACCGAAGAUAUUAAACUCGACAUCAAUUACAGUUUAUCGGUGAACGGAGAGACAAAGUUUUUCAUACGGCCAGGCGAGAGAAUUGGGUCUGUCUCCAUGUGUUGUGCAGCAGGGCUCCAACAGAAGGUCUCUGGAACUCCUCUUCUUCCACAGAAGAGUUCACUGUGACAUCAGCCCAUGCUGGUUGCCACGGAGACCCUUGACAGUCCCUCGGUGGAGAUGGAACCCCAGGGGCUGCUGGGUACAGAGGGGGAUGGUGGUCUGCUGGGUCUACUGGUGCCCAGUCCCCAGAGUGAGGCGGUUACCCAUGAGCUGGAAGAGCUGUCCUUACAGCCCAGCAACAACCUUCCUCCACUGAAUGAGCGCAAGAACGUCCUACAGCUAAGGCUACAGCAGAGACGCACUCGCGAGCAGCUGGUUGACCAAGGCAUUAUGCCACCUCUCAAGAGUCCAGCGGCAUUCCACGAGCAGAUCCGCAGCCUGGAGAGAGCCAGGACAGAGAAUUUUUUGAAACACAAGAUCCGCAGCCGACCAGAGAGAUCUGAACUGGUCAGAAUGCACAUCCUCAAGGAGACUGGGGCGGAACCCUCUCUACAGGCCACCCAGAUGAGGCUGAAGAGGGCCAGGCUGGCUGACGACCUGAAAGAGAAGCUGGCCCAGCGCCCUGGACCCAUGGAGCUGGUGGAGAAGAACAUUCUGCCUGUAGAACCCAGUGUCAAGGAGGCCAUCAUCGUAAACUACCCCAAAUCAAUGGACUAUGGGUGUGAGGAGGACAGUGGGGAUGCCCUGUCUCCAGAGCAGCCGGCCAGCCACGAGUCCCAGGCCUCUGAUCCCUCUCCGUCUUCUGGCGAAACACGGCCCCCGGAGCCCCCCUGCCCACCACCACUGCCCACCAUAACCAACCACCAAACUGUCCUACAGCCCUUCCCUGUUGUCUCCCAGGCAACGGCAGACUUUCUCAAAACAUUUUCCACCAAUGACCUGCCAGUCAGUCGCUCCAUGCCCACACCACAGCCAAUAACCACUGUCGCUCCUUCAAAGCCUGGGCCCACCCUAGUGAAACAGAGCCAGCCCAAGCAGCCGGGGGAGAAGAGUCGCGGUAAGAAGGGCAAGGAGCCUAAGCCCCGGGUCAAGAAGUUAAAAUACCACCAGUACGUCCCCCCCGACCAGAAACAGGAGGCUGCUGAGGUGCCCAUGGACUCCUCCUACGCCCGAUUACUCCACCAGCAGCAGCUCUUCCUCCAGCUCCAGAUCCUCAGCCAACAGCAGCAGCACUACAACUACCACACCAUCCUCCCUGCUCCUUUAAAGCCUGUGGCAGAUGGGCAGAGCAGUGGUGUGAGCAGCCUGCCCGCCUCUAUAGUGCUAGCCCUGCCGCCCCCGCCCCCUGUCCCUCCUUCCACCCCUGUUCGCCCCAACAGCAGCCUGUCCAACCGCAAGCCGGGCCACCUGCCCCCGAACCUGGAGGACAUGAAGGUGGCUGAGCUGAAACUGGAGCUGAAGUUGCGAAGCCUCCCCGUUUCAGGAACCAAGACCGAUCUAAUUGAGAGGCUGAAGCCCUACCAGGAAAGCCCCAGCUCCCCUGCCCCUACCCAAGCUUUGACACCCGACCCAAACACCCUCCCCACCUCUGUCCCGAUGGAGGUCAUCUCAUCCCCUGCUAUUCUCCUCCCAGCCCACCAGAUGACACCAGAGAGGGUUGGUUCAUCGCCCCCAGUGUCCCCCAUUCCCACAGAUGUCUCCACCUUCAGAGAUGAGGGUGGGGUGUCUGGGGUGUCAGAGCUCUUUUGUGACCCCCAGAGGGUGAGCCCUGGGCAGGCACGUGGGGAAACGGGCAUGGGGGUUGUCCUUGGUCAUGUCCCGGAAGAAAAGGACCGGCGGCUCCAUGAGAAGGAGCGUCAGAUCGAAGAGUUGAUGAGGAAGCUGGAACAGGAGCAGCGACUGGUGGAGGAGCUGAAGAUGCAGCUGGAAGUGGAGAAGUCCCAGCCUCUCCAGGGACCCUUCUCAGACCCUGUCCCCAUGACCCCGACCUCCAACACAGUGAAAAUGGAAGGCCGGGUCCUCGCUAACUGCUCCGCCAGCUCUACCCAGGUCCAUCAUAGUCACUCUCAGCCCAACAUGAUUAAGCUAGAGGACAUGAUUUGCAACUCCCCAUCCAACCCCCAACUUCAGCCCCAGGCCUCCAGCUUGACCCAACAUCAACCCCAGCUUCAGACCCAGGCUUCCAGCUUCAACCAACAUCAGCCCCAGCUUCAGCCCCAGGCCUCCAGCUUGACCCAACAUCAGCCCCAGCUUCAGCCCCAGGCCUCCAGCUUGACCCAACAUCAACCCCAGCUUCAGACCCAGGGCUCUAGCUUGACCCAACAUCAACCCCAGCUUCAGACCCAGGCUUCCAGCUUCAACCAACAUCAAUCCCAGCUUCAGACCCAGGGCUCUAGCUUGACCCAGUUCUUUAUCAGUCACCAUGGAACAGUGUCCCAGGUGAUUGGCCAGCCUGGAACCCAGACUCUGCUCACUGCCCGGGACGGUUCCACCCAGAUCCUCCUGCCAGUCCUUCAGGCUACGGUAUCAAAUCAAGCCCCUUGUCUGACCUCUGUUCCCCAGCUGUCCCAGCUUCAAACCACCAAGAUGGAGACUCAGCAGGUCUCAACUCAGCAGGCCAAUCAUAAUGUUAACCAAAUUCUCCAGACUGGGACAGUGUGUAAUGUCCUCGGUUCUGGAAUGGUGGAUAAACAGACAAGACCUAAUAUGUCAUCCCAGUGUUUCCUGAGCAACUCCCCAGAUAACAGACUCUCUCCCCGGGGGUCUUCACCUAACCACUCCCUCUCCAAUGGCCCUGUCAACAAGUCCCCAUCUCCGUCUUCGUCUCAGUCCACCUUCAUCCUCCACCCCUCAUCCCAGGUUAAUCAGCCCCCGAAGACUAGGGAACCCCCCCGCUAUGAGGAUGCUGUCAAACAGACCCGCAACCUGCUUCAGGCCAACAAUCCUUCACAGGUUUCCACAGCAACCAGCCAGCAGAUGGACGACCUGUUUGACAUUUUAAUUCAGAGUGGAGAGAUCACCCCAUUCAUCCAGCAACAGGAACUGCCUUCACUCAGUAACAAGACUGUCCCUGUCACCGCCAGCGUCACGACCGCGCCCAUCAACAGCGCCCUGUCCAGACCCAGUCCCCAGAUCCACGUGGCUCCCCCUCUUGACCCCCUGCCGAGUCUGGCCACUGACAACCAGCUGGAGGCCUUCCUGGAGGGGACCCUGAACGAUCCGUCUCCAGCCAUGGACCCCCGCACCCUGGGUCUGAUUGAGGAGCUGCAGUGCCAGCUUCUAGAUCAACCAUAUUCCCCCAUGGACACCUCAGAACUGUCCUUCUGUGACUCCACGUCACCCCCCUCCUCCCUUAACAUGGGCCUUUCUGACACAGCCCUAGACAACAUGGAGUGGCUGGACCUAACCAUGCCGCCUGGCACGUCGGGGGGGGUCACAUCGCUGGGGAUCCCUUCAGACUUCCUGGAUACACAUGAUCUGCAGCUGCACUGGGACUAAGGAAGAAGGACUUGGAGAGGAAGGACAGGGAGGGAGAGGAUACAUACAUGGACUUGGUCGGUAGGUUAGCAUUCUGGUGCAUUUGAAAGCUUUUCAAGGGACACACAUUUUUUUUUUCUGUGAUAUCAUGGUACUGGCCAGUAACUGCUGGGUUCGGCAUGUUCAGAGCGACAUGAACAUCAGGCCAAUGACUGCUACUCCAACCAGAACAGGGUCGGAUGUUCACUCAGCCGUGCUGCAGUUUUAUUGGCUUGCACAAAGCUUUCCCUGUACAGCAGGUCCUGGGUGUCAGCUACUGCUGUGCCGUUUCUCUGUGGAAGCAUGCUUCUGUGCCAUAGAGUAAGGAACUAUAGGAACAUGGUGUGGUUUGUUUAUCGCAACUUGACACAAGCUGAGACAGAGCAGGUAACUGGCAAAACAAGGCUGUCUUUUACAUUUGUCUUUUACUGCAACCUACCUAUAUUUGGUUUUCUGACCAUUCUUGUAUUUGGAUGAGACUUUUUUUUUUUU
This is a messenger RNA of Esox lucius (northern pike), 4283 nucleotides long. RefSeq names its product myocardin related transcription factor Ba (gene mrtfba). The record is from RefSeq and is a predicted model, not a curated record. Bases 411 to 3773 code for a protein of 1120 amino acids. The transcript has 14 exons. NCBI's taxonomy places the organism in Eukaryota, Metazoa, Chordata, Actinopteri, Esociformes, Esocidae. Gene Ontology annotation, biological process: smooth muscle cell differentiation.